Molecule: messenger RNA, 1897 nt
Organism: Tribolium madens (black flour beetle)
Lineage: Eukaryota; Metazoa; Arthropoda; Insecta; Coleoptera; Tenebrionidae
Gene: Tom70
Product: mitochondrial import receptor subunit TOM70
Exons: 2
Coding region: 99-1772 (557 amino acids)
Molecular function (GO): protein binding
Source: RefSeq, a predicted model, not a curated record
CAAUUUGUCGUCUGUCAAAUCCAUUUCAUAACCUCAUUUUUGAUAACAAACCAAUUCAAGAUAAGAAAUCCGUGUGUGUGUGUCCUAGUAGUAAAUCAAUGGCCUCAUCCACGUCUAGCACAAGUUCAUCGCUCCAAAAGUGGCAAAUAGCACUUGGUAUUGGGGCCGUAAGUGCCCUCGGUCUCAGCUACUGGUACUUAAAAACCGGUCGUAAGCCCCAAUUGAAAGACACCAGUGACACUAUAUCAAUCGAUGAAACAAUCAAAGAGCCCCCUAAAGACCCCACUCCUUUCGAGCAAGCCCAACAGUAUAAAACAUCCGGAAAUGAGAUGUUCAAAAAAGGUAAAUUCGACGAAGCCAUCCACUUGUAUAACAAAGCCAUUGAGGCAUGUCCCGAAGAAUUCAAAAUCGAACUAGCGACGUAUUACCAAAAUCGAGCAGCGGCUUAUGAAAAUCUGAAAAAAUGGAGCAGCGUAAUCGCCGAUUGUACAAAAGCAAUUGAACUCAAUUCGAAAUAUGAGAAAGCGUUGAUGCGGAGAGCCAAGGCUGAAGAGAUUGUUAAAGACUGGGAGAAUUGUUUGGAUGAUGUGACAUGUGUGUGUCUUUUGCAACAAUUCCAAAAUCAGACAGCCCUCUUAAUGGCUGAUCGAGUGUUGAAAGAGUUGGGUAAAAAACAUGCACAGGAAGCCAUGCAAAAUCGUACACCAAUCAUACCAUCGAAAACCUUCAUCAAGACUUACUUCUCCUCGUUUUCGGAAGAUUCAGUUUACCAGAAAUUGACCGAAGUGGGGGAUCCCCUAGGUCAAGGCGAACUUUGUGGUUUCCUCAAAGCGAAAUUGGCUUUCGCUACGGAAAAAUACGAAGAAAUUAUCCCAGCUUGUACCGAAGAAAUCAACUCGAGUGAAGCAGAAUCUCCAUUUAAAAUCGAAGCUUUAUCACUUCGAGCUUCGUUUUAUUUCCUCACUGGGAGUCUAAAUCAAGCACUUGAAGACUUGACCACAAUUAUUGCAACCGAUUGUGAUGUUAAAAUCAAAGUUAAUUCACUAAUUAAACGAGCAUCGAUUUACAUGCAAAAUGAGAAACUCACUGAAUGUCUUGAAGAUUUUGAUAAGGCGGCUGAAAUAGGGCCUGAAAUUUCCGAUGUUUUUCAUCAUCGUGGUCAAGUCAAACUUUUGAUGGAGAAAACGAAUGAGGCGAUUUUGGAUUUUAAGAAAGCUGUCGAUUUGAAUCCGAAUUUUUCGGUGGCUUUUGUACAAAAAUGCUACUCGGAUUAUCGUCAUGCAAUGCAAGUGCAAGAUGUGCAACUUUUGAUGCAAAGUUUGGCCAAUUUCAAAAAAGGAAUUGAGAAAUUUCCCACUUGUGUUGAGACUUAUGUUUUGUAUGCUCAAGUUUUGACCGAGAAACAGGACUAUGAAGAAGCUGAUAAAUUGUAUGGAAAAGCACUCGAAAUUGAUCCGAAUAAUGCCUCAAUUUACGUACAUAGAGGCCUUUUGAUGUUGCAAUGGAAAGGUGAGAUUGAACAAGCUGUGGAAAUGAUGAAAGAAGGGAUCAAAAUCGAUGAUAAAUGCGAAUUUGCUUAUGAAACUUUAGGGACAGUUGAAGUUCAAAGAGGAAAUCUAGUCGUUGCGAUCGAUUUAUUCAACAAAGCUAUAGCUUUAGCACGAUCUGAAAUGGAACUAACUCAUUUAUUCUCACUUAGAGAUGCGGCAACGUCGCAAUUAAAAGUCACAACACGGCUAGGGAUUGAUACACAAUAUAUGGUUAACAAAUAAUGGACCCAAGAUCUUGUUAGUUGUUUUAUUCAAUUGUAUCCUCAAAUUUUUUAGUGUAAAUACGGCAUUCCAACCGAAAUUUUAGUGUAUUAAUAACAAACUGGUGCUUAAUAAACCAUUUCUAC